GGCAAAUGUAUAAAAAGCCUUAAAAUAAAGCACAAGGAUUAGUCUUCAGUGAAAGAGGAAGGCUCUUUUUUUUUUUUUUUUACCAAGGCUUCCAGGUGCUGAGUCCAACAUGGGAUGGACCCGGAUUUGCCUUUUGUUGCUUCUGGGCACAUAUACCCUUGCCCAACAAGAUGUAGGACGUGCGGACGAACAAUCUCCAACAUGCUUCUUGGCGAAAAGGUUGAGGCACUUCAGGCGCUUUGUGUACGACUACGAGGCUGAGACCUUCAACGGCGUUCCCGGAGCCACCGACAACAAGAGCGGUCCCAAAAUCUCCUGUCAAGUUGAGCUUGACGUGCCUCAGACCUGCAGCUUCAUCCUACGCACCCCAAAAUGCUCUCUGAGUGAGAUUUUUGCUGUGGAUGACGAUGGGAACGCACUGUACCGCCCCGCUGCUGGAAAUCAGGCCUUCAAAGCCGCCAUGGCCAAGAACCCACUGAAGAUCACAGUUGAGGGACAUACUGAUGUGAAACUCUUCCCCGAGGAAGAUGAGGCGCUCAACAUCUUGAACAUCAAGAGAGGAAUUAUGUCUUCUCUUCUUGUUCCCGUCGUGGAAGAAGAGAGGAAUAAGAAAAUGCCCACCAUGUACGGCAUCUGCACCACCGACUUCACAGUCAACGCCAGAGGAGACAUCGCCACCGACGUAACUAUCAGCAGGGAUCUUUCCAGCUGUGAUGGCUUCAGCGCUCACAAACAGGCCAGCAGUCCCCUGGCUCUCCUUUCAGGAAUGCAAUAUCCUUUGUCCAAGAUGAUCAGUAGCCACCAGACUUGCAACUACAAGUUCGACAACCAGAAGAAGCACAUGACCAGUGGAACCUGUACAGAGAAGCAUAUUUUCCUGCCCCUCUCCCACAAGAACGAAUAUGGAAUUUCCACUCUGGUGAAGCAGACUGUGACUCUCAGAGAGACGACCAAGAUUAAUGACAGAAUCUUUGAUCAUAAUGAGGCUCUCCUGCGUUUCUUGCCAAUGGACCAUGUUGAUGACAAGUCUCCUAAGCAGUCUAAAGAUGCUGCCAUGACUGCAAUGCAGCAGCUGAAGACCUUAUCCCAGACCAGUAACGGAGAGCAGCGUGCAUCCCUCUUCCACAAACUGGUUUCUGAACUGCGUGGCCUGAAGGCUGAUAUCCUGGGUUCCGCUGCACUUGAGAUGAUGGAUAUAUCCGGCUCGUUGACCAUGCAAGCUCUUGUCCAGUGCGGUACUCCAGAGUGCACCAGCGCCAUGCUGAGGGUCCUCGGGACCUUUGAUAAAUCUGCUCUUGAAGUCGACAUGGCAGUUCAUGCCCUUGCACUGAUGCCUAACCCCUCACGCCUCAUGGUCAAGGAUAUUUUGGCCAUGGCUCAGAACAGGAAGAGCAAGCCCAUCAUGUAUGCUUUGAGUCAUGUAGUCAGGAGGCUAUACCAGGCUGAGGGAAAAGUCACUCCGGAGAUUACUGCUGUUUCUGACUUCACGGCUUCCCUCCUGGGCCCAGACUGCUCUGGCGAGAAAGACCUGACCUUCCUGACUUUGAGGGUUGUCGGUAACAUCGGAGAUGUGAUCGAAGUGGCCGACCCCGGCAUUAAGAACACCUUGCUGAAAUGCAUGAGACAACCUGCAACCACACUCGCUGUUCAGCUUGCUGCCAUCCAGGCUUUCAGACGUAUGUCUAUGACAGAUGAGGUUCGCUCUAACCUCCAGCGGGUAAGCCAGUACCCAAGGGGUGCUGUGCAGAAACGUCUUGCAGCCUACCUGAUUCUCAUGAGAAAUCCCCUCAAUAGUGACAUCGAGAUGGUGAAGAAGAUCCUGAAACAGGAGCAGAACGAGCAGGUCAAAUCUUUCGUGACCUCCCACGUCUACAACAUUAUCUCCUCCGCUGAUCCUGAGACCCGGAAGCUUGGCAAGAAGAUAACGGACGCUCUGCAGGACUAUGAUGUGGAGACACACCAUGACUACACGACAAAGUCCCGCAACUACAAGCUGGGUUUGGCAAACGACAACAUGCAGGCCAAUUUCCAGGGCAAUGUUAUCUUUGACCCCAGCAACCAGCUGCCAAGAGAAGUCAUGAUGGAAUCCACCCUGAAAGUAUUUGGCUACAACGUGGACAUGUGGGAGCUCGGAAUCGAAGGAAAAGGCUCAGAGCCCUCGAUUGAGGCGUUGUUUGGAAAGAACGGCUUCUUCCCAGACACAUUGUCCAAGGCUCUUUGCUGGGCCGAGAAGAAGGUGCCAAUCAAGAUGAUGGAAGUUCUGGAAAAGUGGGUUGCUCCCUUGAAAGCAGAAGGACAGAAGGUUCCCGAAGAUCUUAUGAAAGAAAUUGUUCGCAAUUUCAACAAGCUGGUAAAAGAUUUGCAGAAUCAAGAAUCUCCAGAGGCCAUGGCCUACCUGAAGAUCAUGGGAACCGAGUUUGGCCACAUCAAGGCCAGCGAUCUGAAGUUUCUCGCUGAAAAUGCUAAAAUGUACGCCGAGAUUUUCCUGAAGCUUCUCCCGAAACAGGUUGUGUCCAACCUCAUGUCAGGCACCGACAAUGAGAUCUUUGUCCAUUACAUGUUCAUGGAUAACAAAUUUGUCCUUCCAACCUCCACUGGCUUGCCUCUGACCUUUUCUCUGUCUGGCACGUUUACUCCCGGAGCUAAGGGAGGACUUCGCAUUUCCCCGGCCGCGAAUGAACUGUUGUUCAAGCCAUCUGUCGGCCUUGAGUUUGUGACCCAGAUGGGCGUCCACGCCCCCGAAUUUGUUGCCUCCGCUGUCGAGAUGCACACCGGCUUGUAUCACGAGAGCGAAUUCAAUGCUAAGCUAGUCGUGGAGGUAAACCAAGUCGAGCUCACUAUCCCGGCUGCGCGGGGCCCUGCAAAACUUUUGAGCAUCAGUAAUACAGUGAUGAUUGUGGGCGAUGGCAACGCUGCCGUAAUCCCGCACAGCACGAGUGAAAUAAACUGUGACUCCCUCUUCGGAUUCAAGUAUUGCACGAAAAAACUUCAAGCUGAUGUACAGGGUAAAAGCGAUGUGCCUUACUUCCCCCUGGGUGGAGAGACGAGGUUUGGAAUUGAAAUUGAGCCUCAGGUCUCCUACACAGCCACCAUUGCGUACAUGCUCCUCAAUGAAGGAAAAGAUGGCCGCCAGAAGGUCGACUCCCUGAAGAUGACUCUGAAAGCUGAAGGGAAUCAGGAUGCCGAAGCUUCCGCAAUCAUGAAAUACAACAGGAACAGGAACGUCUUCACCAGCCAAAUCCAGAUACCCGUCUUGGAUGUCGAAGCCGGGGUCAAGAUUGGCCUGACUGACAGCAGCAACAAAGGCAAAGCCCUCAGCCUUGAGAUCUCCAACAAGAACGUGCCGCAACUCACUCUAACUGGUCACGCCCAACUGCGUUCCAUAACUGGAGGCAUGCUCCAGGUUCAGUUGGCUGUGCCCGCUCUGAAGACAGACGCUAGCAUCUCUGCUACCGUGGCUGAAAGUGGCCCCAAAGGCCAAGAAAUCAUUUUGGAGAUCAAAAGUGAUAUGAAUCUCCCCGAGACCUCAUCGAUUCAGUCAAUCACAUUCAAAUACGGCAAUGAUGAGGUUGAGGUUCAACUGCUGUCAAACAUGAAUGCUGAGACCAAAGUGCUGGUACCUUCUACCGAAGCGCUAGGGGCCUGGCUCAGUAAAUUUGCCGAGGAUGCUUUGGAUCAUCAGCUUGCCAGCACUGACAUGAAACUGCGUCACGUUGUCAAAAAGGCGCUUGAGGCCAGUAACAUCUGGAUGAACAAAAUUGCAGUUGAUGUCCCCUACGUGGAGACUCUGAAGAACAACAUUGCAAAGGUGGAAAUGCCUUCCGUGCCCGAGAACCUAUUCAUGAAUAUGGAAAGCAAAUUCCGCUACCAGUUCAACAAGAACUUUGCGACCAUCCGAAUCCCGCUGCCACUUGGAGGCAAAUCCUCGGAGGAACUGUUCAUCGCAACGAACGCAAUCAUCACGCCCCUGCUCGCGCCGCACCAGAUCGGAAUCCCCAAAUUUACCAUCCCCUCUGAGCAAGAGCUCACCCUGCCGCUGAUCGGAAUGAUGCAUGCGUCCGCUAAGGUGAACAGCAACUAUUACGAUUGGGAGGCAACCGUGUCAGCGGGUAACAAUACUGUGGACUCUCCAAACUAUUUGGCCAAGUUCACGCUUCAGGCUACCAGUCCGAUCAAACUGCUGGCUUUCACAUCUGAGGGAGCUGCAGAAAUUACCGAUACAGAUGAGAAAACGCUCAAAUUCACCCUGAACGGCUCCCUGGAGCACACGUUUGUGAGUAUGAGGGUUAAUGUGGAGGAGACUAUUGCCAUCGUCUCAGACGAUGUAACGUCAUCGGGAAAAUACAACAUCCAUGCUGCUGCCCCGCUCGGCUUGCGGACGUCUCUGGACAUGACCAAGCACCUCACGCUUGAUUCCGCCAAGCUGUUGGGGGAUAUCAAUGCGAAUGGAAGUCUCACCAUGGGAUCUUUGACCGCUAGCAUCACUUAUCUCAACACCUUCUCAUCUGACCGUGCAAAGAAGGAACUCAGAUUGGAGAGCACGCUGAGAGCGAACUCCGAAAUCCUGAAAGUUACAAAUAACAUCAAGGCUGUAUAUGCAAAUGAGAAUCUGAACAUCGAGUCAAACACGGACAUUAACAGUCACCCCGUUCAGCACUCGACGAACGUCAACCUGAACUACAAGGAUGCCAAGCUGAGCUUUCUCUCCAAAUCGGUGAGCAAGGCCGGUCGGAGAACGCUUCAAAGCCAAGUUGAGUUCUCCGCCUCGGAAGCUCAAGCCAGCCUCCGUCUAGGAAAUACAGCGGACGAUACGGUAAACCGCGCCUAUUCAUUGCUCACCGGUUCAAUGAAUCCCUCUGGCUUGGAGCUCAACGCCGAUGCCUCCCUCAACAUCUUUUCAAGCCUCGCCUCUCACAAGGCAACUUUGACUCUGAAUGCUAACGGUGUGACCACCAGCUGUACCACGACUGCUCAGCGCAACCGACUGAUCUUUGAGAAUAUUUUCCACAGCGGAUUUGCCGCCGACGGCGCCACCUUGUCUCUCACCACCAAGGGAGGCAUUCGAGGGAAUAACGUGGACUUGAAUAUCGAAGGGAAAAUGGCACGCUCCGAAGUCUACCUCAAUGGCGUCUUUAACGGCGACGUCUCGCCAUUCAACACGAGGAACAGAAUGAAUUUCCGAGUCAGCGAAGAUGGCCUCAUCGUCUCCAGCAGCAUAGUUGGAUCGCUGAACGAAAUGAGGACCGAAAAUUCCAAUUCCCUUUCUCUCACGUCGAGAUCUUUAACCCUCCACACCAAGACGGAUAAUUUCCUUAACACCAGAAACUCCUACACGCACGACAUCACAGUUACCAUGGAGCCGUUUACAGCCUCCGCUAUGAUCAAGAAUAACCUCAAGAUCAUGGAGAUCAACUUUAACAACGACGCCCAGUUCAAGGCGCAGCCCUACAACGUGGAGCUGACGGGAACGCUGAAGGGAGGCUCGUCGGAGGACGAACUCAAGCACACUUACGAAGUCAAGUUCGUGGACAUGAUCCUGUCCACAAAGUGCAACACCAACGGUCAACUACUGGGAUCUCAGAUAGCGCAUGCCACAGUUUUGGAGGUUGCAGGCCUGACUGUGAAAUUCAGCAAUGUCGCCGAUUACAAAUCUCGGUCUCUUCGUUUGGACAGCAAGGUCAAUGCCGCCGCCGAGCCCUUCUCCCUUACCGUCGAUGCCUUGCUCAACUCCAACGGCGGCGUGUCUUUUUACGGACAGCAGAGUGGCGAUCUGUAUAGUAAAUUCCUCCUGAAAGCCGAACCCUUGCUUUUCACGCAGUCGUUUGAGUACAGAGGCUCGACCGCCCACGAGAUCCGAGGCCUACCCGCCAUCAAGACCACCGCGGACAGCAAGCUCAGCGGCACCAUGAGCCUUCAAGAACAAAGCCUUCACCUGAAGGUUAAAUCGAAGCUAAACGACCACACUUUUGAUCAGGAAUUCGAGGCCUACAACAAAGCCGAGAGAUUGGCGAUUGACAUGCGAGGAGCGGUCACCACAAACCUCUUUAGCGAAGCCAGUCAAGACUACAGCGUGUCUGGAUUCGUCAAGUAUGACAAGAACACCGACAGCCAUCUCGUCCACAUCCCUUUCACCGAGCACAUCCCCGCCGUGAUCGAACACGUAAAAAAUACAGCGAUGAGUCUGACCGACAACGGCGUGGACUUGCUGAAAGACGUCAACACCAAGUAUGAGAUCGGUAUGACGAUGAAGAACAAAGUAUCUGAAAUGAAGGAGUUCGUGGACAACUUUGACUUCAGCGUCUUCGUCCAAGAUGUGAGAAAACGCUUCCACGCCGUUGAAAACGCCCUGACGAACUUGACAACCAAGUUGCCGACGGAAAAAAUCAUCCAUGUGCUGAAAUCCGUCAAGGAUGCUAUCGCGGCUUGGAUCAAGAAACAUAACAUCGCUAAUAGGUUCGCGGUCAUUUAUCAAAAAAUCGAGGAAAUUCUGUCCAAAUAUGAAAUUGAGAAGCUGAUCGGAACAGUGAUGGAUGAAGUUGUCGAAAUGAUGAAGACGUAUCAAGUGAGGGAAAAGAUUAAGUCUGGAUUUGCCCUUCUUCGGUCAUUUGACCUGCAGCCUUUGUUUCAAAAGUUUACGGUCCCUAUUCGGGAGUUUAUGACUCAUCUAUACUCCUUUGACUUCAAACAGAUGAUUGAUGACAUGAGGGAUUACGUCUUGAGGAUGGUGCAGAAAAUUCAGUCUUUCGACUAUGACACAUUAACGCUGCAUCUCAAAGAAAAAGUGACGGAUAUGAGCAAGGUUCCCUGUUUCGGAAAACUAUACGGAGAGUUCCAAAUCGACACGCCGCAUUACAAACUCAGGACGAGCGCAGAUCUGGCGAACACCUCGGCGACAUCGCUCACACCGGAGUUCAAAGUGAAUCUUAAUUCUCGGGCCACAUCGACUUUGAGGGCCCUCCAGUUCACCGUAGAUGCCGGCGCACAUUUGGCUCUACCCAAAAUGAGCCGUCUGGCGAUUUCAGAGUCGAUUAAAAUGGAUCAGUCGUUCUUUAAAGUCGACCACAAGGGAACGAUGAACGUCUACGGCCUGUCGGGUCAAGGCUCCGCUGACACGACUGCAAAGAUCGCCCUCGAGUGGUAUUCCGCCGAACUCGUCAACAACGUGUUCUUGGCCAUGGAAGAUGGACUCUCCGCAAGUGUCAACACAAACUUCAAUCAAGACCUCAACAUGCCAUCGCUCGACAUUUUCACUCACGUGUCAUCAACCCAAAAAACGAAUCUCGCACUGGAAGCCGGCUCGGCAAAACUCACCGUGAACACUCUGGCCAAUGCCAAAUACGCAGUUCGGGAUUUCUCCGAUGAGGCGACUCACAACAGCGACGUCGACUUGGUCCUGGAUCCGCACACGGCCAAAGUGACUUUCACUGGCGCUACAAACUGCAAAGGUUUCAAAAGCAAUCAGAAUGCCGUCGCGGAGAUCUGCGUUUUCGACCGCGCGUUAAUCGACGCCAAAAUCGAAACGGAAACACCCGUGAUGAAGGCCAGCGUGUUUGACAUGAAGUUCCAGGCUCGCCUUGAAGACCUGCAAAUCGAUUUCACCGCCUCCCAUAACGCAGAACUGAUCGAGGGAAUUCUUUCAAAUUCCGCCCUGGCCUUGAUAACGCCUACCGAGCUCACGCUCGACACCAAGAAUAAGGGAAAUUCCAGGUUUUUCCUUCCAUUCGUGCAGUCGGGAAAGAUGGAGUUUGAGAAUGACAUUUCUGUGACGUUCAACUCUCAAGUGCAGCAGGCCAGCUGGACCGGAAUGGCAAGAGUCAACCAAAACAAAUACUCCCAUUUCUUUAAAACGGAUCACGGUGAAACGGAAAUUCACCUCUUGUGUCAGAUUCACGGAGAAGCAAAUCUUGACAUCUUGAGGCAACCAAUCACCAUUCCUGAAAUCGCGGUGCCAUUUUAUGGCACGAGGACACCGAAACUACAGGACUUCUCACUGUGGGAAGACGCUGGCCUGGGGACUCUCCUGACGACAACUCAACAGACUUUUGACGUGAGCUCCAAGAUGAAAUACACAAAGAACCCGGAGAUGUUCACCAUCGACCUGAAUGCCGAUCUGGUCAUCGAUAUUCUGGUUUCAUCCUAUGCCACAGCACAGGCAGAGUUUGAGAAAUAUUACACCGAAUGGCCUAAAACACUGACGAUUCCUGAAUACACGGUCCCAGUGAUCAAUAUUAGGAUGUCAACAUUCACCAUCCCCCUCCCAGACACCAGUCUUGUUACAAUGCCAGCUCUGACGCUUCCCAAAAUCACUCUGACGAAAAUUCAGAGCAUCAAGAUUCCAAAAAUGGGCGAUCUGAUCCACGAGUUCUCCAUGAAAGCACCGAUGAUCACUCUCAAAAGCAACACCAGCGUUCUCAAUAAGAACAGCUUCCUGGUCAAACUCGAUGCGUCCUCGUCUUCGGAGUGGGAGGUUCUGGCAGGGAAAAUCGAGGGCACUGCCAAUGUCAACUUAGUUGGGGGAUUCAAGAUGGCCUCGGUCCUGGUUGUAAAACAUGCGGUGUUGGAAGGAAGCCAUGACAGCGCCAUCCUCUUAAGUUAUGAAAAUAUCGACGCCUCCAUCAGCAAUUCCCUCAAGGUCAAUCUUCCUUACGAAACCGUGGAAGUCCGCCAGGAGAUGACCGGAAACAGUCUCGUUUUCUCUCUGUCUACCCCAUCUGCCGGUCACAUCGGAGUUCAGGUGCAAACUGAGCACCCGGCACAAGCAAGAGCGAGACUCUAUAGUCGCUACCCUACUAAACCACAAACGGACAUUGAUAUCCUGGCCCUGAAGAUGUCUGUGACGAAUUCUGAGAAGCUGAAUCUUCAGACUUCCUGGAACACGGAGAUGCCAUACGAGAUGAUGCUGGGACUGAAGAAGAACGUACCUGCGGCCGCUGAAACGGUCAUUACUCCUGCUGCCGCGACCUACGAUCAAAUCAACAGAUACGCAAGACGCCUCGAGGGGACUCUGGAGCGGGUAAGGAAGCAAGGUACAGAAUAUUUGAAUAAGGCUGUCGACAAUCCCGCCGAGGUGAUGACAUCUGCUAAAGAUCAGACCAAUCGUAUCAUUCGAAGAUCCCAACAAAAAGUGGAGACUUUUCUCGAGGCUGCGGUUGUAUUCCUGCGAGAAACCAAGUUCCGAAUCCCAGGGUAUCCGCAAAGACUGUCGGGCCUCGAGAUCUAUCAGAAAUGGAGUACCGUUAUUAUUGACGCUUAUGAGGAGGCGAAUCGGAAAGUCUCAAAGUUCGUCUUUUCCGCCUCGAUAGUAGCAACCGAAUCUUUUGAAGCCAUUCCCGUCUCCGGAAGACACAUUCUGAAGGACUUUUUUGGAGCUUUAAGGAAAGUCUGCGACCAAGUGAUUGCCACGAUGAGAAAAGUGGGAGGGGACGCCGUUGAAGAUAUUCUCUGGGAUCUUUCUCAAUUAAAUCAAAUGCUGCUCCCUAUUCUAAGAUCGCAAGAUGUAACGGAGGUCCCCGCUUUCUUGAUCGACAUGUACCAGGAAGCCCUCGACUCCCGUACCUUUACGAGUGUCGUUCAGCGGAUCGAAACCACCCAUCGCAUAAUCAGCGGCUAUCUUCAAACCGCGGCGACAAAACUUCAGAACAUUCUGGAUGACAUUCCCGCCGAACAGCUUCGAGCGGACAUCGAGUCCUCAAUUGACGUGACGCUGAGACAUCUGAAUGCCUUCCGCAGCAACGUCAUUCAAAUCCUAAAGGAGAAUAGUCAAAUUUUUGAAAAAUUCAUCAGAGUUGGUGACAGCGAGGUGGAGUUGGAUAUCCCUUUUCCCUUCGUUCCCCGGUUUAACUAAACUUCAAUGGCGAACUACACCGUAGCGCCAGGUUGUUUUGUUUUUUGUCACGGAAGGAUCACUUCCAAGAAGGAAAUACAAAACUGUACACUAAAUGUCGCCUGUAUCCAUGAUACUGGUCUAUUCUGUUGUCGUUAUUAUUAGACUAGACUGCCUUUUGUUUAUUUUCACGCCUUUGUGUAUUGUGCGUCAUUUGUAUGUUGUGCUGUUCUAUUUAAAACCUGUUUCCUGAAUUAAAAACCGUUUUUAACUGCAAACUCCAUCUACCCUCCAUAUGCUUUCAGACGGUGUCACUUUGUCUUUUAACAAAUAUACUUUGUUAACACAAUUGUAAUAAUCUACAGAGAAUGUUUAAAAAAAAAAAAAAAAGACUAUUUGGAAGAAACUUUCCAACGCAUUUCUGCCGUACACCUAUUAGUCAUUUGUAUCGUCAGGUCUAAAUAUAGUGGGACUCCGUAUGAGUGACGCAUGCUCUCGAAUCGCUUAACAAUGGGAAAGAAUACUGUACAGUCAUUUUUUAAUAGUUCCUGGUAAAAAUAAGAGGGAGGAAGACAAAAACAUGGCAACCACAUUUUAUUUAUUGCUUCAGAAAAACGUCAGCGCGUUUGGUUACCAAAAGAAAAAAAAAAACCUCCAAAUCCCCUGAUUAAAAAUGAGCUAAUGCAAUGUAUUACAUAAA
Molecule: messenger RNA, 10523 nt
Organism: Hippocampus comes (tiger tail seahorse)
Lineage: Eukaryota; Metazoa; Chordata; Actinopteri; Syngnathiformes; Syngnathidae
Product: apolipoprotein B-100-like
Exons: 26
Coding region: 110-9844 (3244 amino acids)
Biological process (GO): cholesterol homeostasis; triglyceride mobilization; cholesterol transport
Cellular component (GO): low-density lipoprotein particle; mature chylomicron; very-low-density lipoprotein particle
Molecular function (GO): cholesterol transfer activity; low-density lipoprotein particle receptor binding
Source: RefSeq, a predicted model, not a curated record